Messenger RNA from Oncorhynchus tshawytscha (Chinook salmon), 1890 nucleotides. RefSeq names its product alkaline phosphatase 3 (gene alp3). Lineage: Eukaryota; Metazoa; Chordata; Actinopteri; Salmoniformes; Salmonidae. Gene Ontology annotation, cellular component: plasma membrane. The record is from RefSeq and is a predicted model, not a curated record. Gene Ontology annotation, molecular function: alkaline phosphatase activity. The transcript has 11 exons. Gene Ontology annotation, biological process: dephosphorylation. The coding region runs from base 52 to 1689 and encodes 545 amino acids.
GUUGCGCUGAGGGAAGAUCAGAGAGAAUAACUGUCCUCUUUAGACAUCAUCAUGGAAACUCAGAAAUGGUCUAUCGUGGCCCUGUGUCUGCUGGGGGUUUUGGGUUCAACCACCGCCAAAGUCUCUGUCUCUGGUCCAGUUGAGGAAGAGAACCCAGAGUUCUGGAGAGCCCAGGGUGCGAAGGCUUUGCAAGCAGCGCUGAACAGGAAGUUGAACACCAAUGUGGCCAAAAACAUCAUGCUCUUCCUGGGUGAUGGUAUGGGCAUUACCACCAUCACAGCAGCUCGAAUCCUCAAGGGCCAGAUGCACAACCAGUCUGGAGAGGAGACAGUGAUGACCAUGGAUACUUUCCCCCAUACGGGCCUCCUCAAGACAUACAGUGUUGACUUCCAGAUCCCUGACAGUUCAUCCACAGCCACAGCCUACCUGUGUGGUGUUAAGACCAACCUGAACACGGUCGGUGUGAAUGCUGCUGCUCGCAACGGAAUCUGCAAGACCCAGAAGGGCAACGAGGUCACCUCUAUUCUCAAGUGGGCCAAAGAUGCUGGUAAAUCGGUUGGCAUCGUCACAACAACGCGGGUCCAGCAUGCAACUCCUGCCACAACCUAUGCCCACAGUGCCAGCAGGAAGUGGUACAGCGAUGCAGACAUGCCCGCCUCUGCCAAGAAAGAAGGAUGCACAGACAUUGCCUCUCAGCUCCUAAAAAACACUGACAUUGAUGUGAUCAUCGGCGGGGGGAGGAAGUACAUGACCCCUAAGGGCACCUGGGAUCCAGAGUACCCCCGAGACUUGUCCUCCAGUGGCAAGAGACAGGACGGACGCCACCUCAUCUCUGACUGGCAGAAGAUGAAAGUCGGAAAGGUGGCUCGUUACGUGUGGAACAGGACUGACUUUGACGCUGUGGACCCUGACACCACUGACUACCUUAUGGCCCUGUUUGAGCCUGGAGACCUGCGCUUUGACGUGGAGAGAGACCCCACCAUGGACCCUUCCAUCGCUGAGACCACAGAAAAGGCCAUCCGCAUCCUCAGCAAAAACCCCAAGGGAUUCUUCCUCCUGGUAGAAGGUGGACGUAUCGACCAGGGCCACCAUGCCAGCAGAGCCUCCAUGGCGUUGCACGAGACGGUUGCCUUUGACAAUGCUGUCGCCAAGGGCCUGGAGCUGACCAAUGAGGAGGAGACUCUCACCCUGGUGACAGCUGACCACUCCCACGCCUUCACCUUCAAUGGAUACCCCUUUAGAGGGCAAAGCAUUCUGGGGAAAUCUCCUCUGUAUGGGAAGGAUAUGCUGCCUUACACAACCCUGAUGUACGGAAACGGCCCUGGAUACAAAGUCGUAGACAACAAGCGCCCUGACAUCCGUAAAGUGGAUACACAGUCGAAGGACUACGUGCAGCUGUCUGCGGUGCCCCUGGACACUGAGACCCAUGGUGGGGAAGAUGUGGCAGUGCUGGCCCGCGGCCCCAUGGCCCACCUCUUCCACGGGGUCCAGGAGCAGAGUUACCUGGCCCAUGCCAUGGCCUAUGCUGGCUGUGUGGGACGGGAUCUCAGGCACUGUGAAAGUAGACCUCAACACACCAAUACCAAGAGGAUCCUCGUCACUGCUACUGAUGAUGAUAGGAACAGUGCACCAUCCCUGGUAUCCUCCAUCUCUCUGGUUACUGCCCUACUGGCUGCCGUGCUGCACUGAGAGACUGGUGGAGGUGGAGAAGAGGGAGGGACAGAAAGAGGUCCAUUUGUUUUGCUACUCCUCUUCAACAAAAAAGUGCUCUGUGCCAAAAUGAUUUUGUCAAAUUAUGUAAAUUAUGACAAUACUCCUGAUUUGUAUAUGUUUAUAUUUAAAUAAAUAAUAUAUUUGUCGCUAAUAAAAAGUAUAUGGACUAGAAGAUAA